UGGGGUGGGGGGUUGUUCAUUGUUUAAUGCCAUGUGGUUGCAUCUUAUUGUUCUAUUGUGUGUCUUGCUUGGGAGCAAACUAUUAUGGGAUGUAUGUGUUUAUGUAUUGGCUUGGUGGGGGGUGUCUGCUGAUGUGUUUCUUGUUGCUAGAUUUGGUUUGCCCCGCCCUGUGUCCAUAUGCAGGGAGGGGGGUUGUUCCCUUGAAUGUAUAUAUCUUGAGUCUAUUUCCAUGGUUUCCUUCAAGUCUGGUGGUCUCCUCUAGUCUUGUAUGGUCAGCAGCUGUGUUCGGGAUCUGU
Molecule: messenger RNA, 296 nt
Organism: Staurois parvus
Lineage: Eukaryota; Metazoa; Chordata; Amphibia; Anura; Ranidae
Source: the annotation of a GenBank genome assembly